Molecule: messenger RNA, 616 nt
Organism: Bubalus bubalis (water buffalo)
Lineage: Eukaryota; Metazoa; Chordata; Mammalia; Artiodactyla; Bovidae
Product: ER membrane protein complex subunit 5
Exons: 1
Coding region: 93-488 (131 amino acids)
Cellular component (GO): Golgi apparatus; plasma membrane; EMC complex
Source: RefSeq, a predicted model, not a curated record
CGAUCUUUCCGCGCUGCGCGGACACCCGCCGGUGGAGGAAGGAACGGUUCUGCCGCCCUUCGCUUCUUUUGUUGGGCUGCUGUUUCGGAGUCAUGGCGCCGUCGCUAUGGAAGGGGCUGGUGGGCAUCGGCCUCUUUGCCCUAGCCCACGCGGCCGUUUCCGCUGCGCAGCAUCGUUCUUAUAUGCGAUUAACAGAAAAGGAAGAUGAAUCACUGCCAAUAGAUAUAGUUCUUCAGACACUUCUGGCCUUUGCAGUUACCUGUUACGGUAUAGUUCAUAUUGCAGGGGAGUUUAAAGACAUGGAUGCCACUUCAGAACUAAAAAAUAAGACAUUUGACACACUAAGGAAUCACCCAUCAUUUUAUGUAUUUAAUCAUCGUGGUCGAGUACUGUUCCGGCCUUCGGAUACAACAAAUUCUUCAAACCAAGAUGCAUUGUCCUCUAACACAUCAUUGAAGUUACGAAAACUUGAGUCACUGCGUCGUUAAGAUUUUUACAAAUUAUAAUAACAGGACAGGACACAAAGCUGGAAUAUUGGAGUUUGGGAUACAAAACACUCCCCCAUCAGUAUUUAUAUUGAUCGCUCAGACCUAAUUAAAAAAGUCUACAACCCUUA